Molecule: messenger RNA, 1453 nt
Organism: Vespula pensylvanica (western yellowjacket)
Lineage: Eukaryota; Metazoa; Arthropoda; Insecta; Hymenoptera; Vespidae
Product: ribokinase-like
Exons: 7
Coding region: 433-1362 (309 amino acids)
Biological process (GO): D-ribose metabolic process
Molecular function (GO): ribokinase activity
Source: RefSeq, a predicted model, not a curated record
UUUAUAAAUAUAAGUUCGUUAAAGUAAAACUUCUUUAUAGAUAGGUUAGGUUAAAUAAUGUCACGAGUAUGAUUGUAUUUAUUUUUUGGUUUAAUAUAUAAUUAAUUUAAUAUUUAUUGAUAGAGAAAAACAGAGUUAUAUGUAAAGGUAUGCAAUUAUGGUAUGAGUGUUUGAAAUAGAUAGAAAAAAUGACCUAUUCGCAAAUUGCAGGUUAUAUAUUGAAGUCAUGCAUUAUCGUUACACUAAGAUACGUCUUGUAUUUCGUAACAAAGAUAACAGAAAUUAUCAAUUUAUACUUAGGUUUUCUAUCGUUGUUCUGUGAAAGUAAAGACAUUUUGUAUAAUAAUCUCGUUCAAGACGUUCGUAAAAAAUAAUUCAUCGAGAAACGGUAACAUUAAUAUUCAUAAUUAUUAAAAUAAUUUUGUCAAAAUAAUGAAUACGAAUAUUGUUGUCCUUGGUUCAUGUAUGAUAGACUUUAUUUGUUAUGCGUCUCGCUUACCGAAACCUGGAGAGACAAUACUUGGUAACGAAUUUAAAAUAAAAUAUGGUGGGAAGGGUGCUAAUCAAUGUGUGAGUGCUGCUAAACUUGGUGCAACAACUACGCUUAUUGGAUCAUUGGGUAGCGACAACUAUGCAAAAACUUAUUUGGAUAUAUUAAAAAAGGAAAACGUAAAUACUACUUAUAUUCAAAUACAAAAGGAUAAACAAAGUGGAAUAGCUCAUAUUACAGUUGCUAGUAAUGGAGAAAAUAGUAUAGUGGUCGUACCAGGAGCUAAUGAUCUUUUAAGCGUUGACCAAGUUACACAUUCUGCCGAUUUGAUUAAAAAUGCGACGGUGUUACUAUGCCAAUUCGAAUCACCAUUAGAUACUACUUUGCAAGCUUUACGAAUCCAUAAGGGCCAUGGGCUUUCAAUUGUGAAUGGUUCACCGGUCGUAGAGAAUAUCCAUCCAGAGAUUUUCCAAUUGUGCGACAUAUUUUGUAUUAACGAGACCGAGGCCGAACUUAUAACAGGAGUGCAACCAUUGAUGUUGUCGAAUGUGCAAAAUGCAAUCGACAUUUUAUUUUCUAAAGGCUGUAAUAUGGUUAUACUUACUCUUGGACCGUUAGGCGCCGUUUAUGCUUCUAAAGACGACAGAGAGAUAACUCAAAUCUCAACAACAAAAGUCGAUCCUAUCGAUACUACCGGAGCAGGAGACGCGUUUCUGGGUAGUCUAAGCUACUUUAAAGCGUAUCAUCCUCAUUUGUCGACGAAGGAAUGCAUUAACAGAGCUUGCAAGAUUGCUACAAAGACGGUACUAAAAAUUGGUACGCAAGAAAGUUUUCCAAUGAGGAGUGAUCUUCCGCAGGAAUUAUUUCUAUGAUAAUUUUUCUAAUAUAUACCUUCUAAACGAGAAAAUGAAUUAUGUAAGAAUGUCAUUGUUACUAUAGUAAAAUAAUAAAACAGUAAAACAA